AUGUCGUUAUUUUUGUCCGGCGAUUUGAACCCUCGAAUGGAUGCUUGGUGCUCCAACAAACUACUUUCUCAAGCCAAUGACACGCGCUGUGAUGUGAUUCCUGAAACCAAAGAAACCCCGAGUUCAUCCUUCACUCCGAACCUGUUGGACACGACCAACUGGAUCUUAGGCACUGGUCCUAGUUCAUCUAUCCAAAAUCAAUCACUCUUUUCAAGCUCCUUGCUGGACAAUAAAUUGCUUCGCACCUCAAAGCUCUUCUCUAGCGUUGACGCGGAAGUGAAGCCGUUGACGGAGGGAUUAUUUAAUGAGAAUCCGGAUAUUUUCCGGAGCCAGCCAUUGACGGAAAAUACGUCAAGCUUUUUCAGUGGUGGAGGGAAGCUUUCAAAUUUAAAAUUGCACACCGAGACGCUUUAUGAGGAGCGUUCUAAGCCGACUGAGGUUUCUCUGAAACGUCCUCUUCUCCCUGUGCGUGUUGAACGCGACACGGAAGGCGUUAAAUGUCCGAGGUACGAGAUUAACGUGAAUGUUCCGGAAAGUCCGGAAGAUUUUCCUGAGGAUCUCUUUGGUGAAACGGCACAAGAUGUCGGCGAAGAGAAGAGGCACGAACGAUUGGUCAAGAGCCAGUUUCUGAAUGCUGUCACGGGUUCCUUGAUCCAUUCACCGGAUUUUAAAUCCAAAUCGGACGAGUUUAGAUCGUUACUUGUCUCUCUGGCCGAGAAAGUUGCUGAGAUUGAUCCGGAAUUCAUCUUGAAGGCAGCCCUUCAUGCGAGGCAGGAUUUGUAUAUUCGAACAACUGCCAAUUUUCUGUUGGCCUACGCCUCGUAUGACUCUCGCUGUCGGGAAUUCACGAAGCGGUAUUUCAAACUCUGCGUCGUUACACCGGCUGAUUGGAUUGACGUGGCGGAGAUGUAUCAAGCUUUUGGUGACAAGUCCAUCAAUUUCGGGUCAUUGCCGUCGACUUUACGUCGAGCGUUGACCGUGAAGUUCGCGGAUUUCGAUGUUCACCAGUUGUCGAAGUACAAAAGUGCUGGAGGGAAGAAACGCCCGAAAGGAAAAGUUGUUGCCCAAGAUUUACCGAAUGAUGGUGAAAAAAAAUCUGCAACUGCAUUGGAAGACUCCAUGAAAAAAUUGGAAAUGAAUCCGACCACUAUGAGACAAUUCGGGAUCAAGUCCAAGGAUGUACCGGAAGUAGUUCCGGAAAAGGAUGACGAUCUUGAUGAUCUGGAAAGGCGGACUUUCACAAUCAAACAGCUCAUACGUUUCCUGCACAUCAGUGUUCCAGCCGAAAUCGUCAUGAGUCUAGUCGGGAAAAAAUAUCCUUCAAAUGAGGUGGAAUUUUUCAAAUCAAAGUUGCCUGGAAGUUUCGAUUCUUCUCGAGCCGGGAAACGGAUGAAGUUGCCAACUGCUGAAACUUGGGAGACUCAAAUCGCUUCGAAGGGAAACAAAGCACAAACUUGGCAGGACUUGAUUGAUCGAAAGAAAUUGCCUUUCAUCGCAACACUGCGGAAUAUUCGGAAUUUGAUCCUUGCUGGAAUUUCCAAGGAGCAUCAUGCCGCUGUCAUUCGAACGCUGUCAUCGGAAAUUCCAGUGACCAGAAGCAAACUACCCGCAUUCCGAUUUUUCACGGCAUUCAACAUUUUGGAUGAGUUGAAGAAGAAGCUUCAAGAGGCAGAAGCAAAAAAUCGGGAAGCAGAAAAUGAUGCUGCAUCGGGUGUCAAUCGUAAACCGUGCAAACGAUUGUCCAAGUCUAAGCAGUCCGUUUUAAGGGACGAGUGGUGGAAGAAGAAGCAGAAGCGCCUUGCUACGAAAGCCAGGAAUAUGAGGUAUAAUCUGGACCUGAUUGAACAAUACCGCAAAGCCUUGAACAAAGCUGUCGUGAUUGCUACGCGCAAUAACAUUCCUCCGAUUGCUGGGAAAACGUGGAUUUUCGUCGACGCUACCAAGAAGAUGCAUGUGACUCCUUGUCAAACAGCCAGAGGACUCGGGAAACCUAGAACUUUGUUGGAGGUCGGUCUGCUGCUUGGUCUUAUGGCCCUUAGCGUCGGCGAAGACGCCAAGUUAUUUGCCGGAUUUGGCGAUCAAAUCGAACCAAAAGAACUGAAAAAAGCUCCUGGUUCUGUACUUGAUAGUUUGCCAUUAUUGCUUGCAGAGUGUUCUACUGGCAGGGGUAUUAAAAGUUAUUCCGAGACGUUCAUGGAUCAAGCCACGGUUCGGCGUGUGUUAGCGAGUAGAGAAAAGAUCGAUACCUUUAUUGUGCUGACGAGUAACAACGGAUUAUCAGUCAAUAUGGAGGCAUUUUUGGAUCAGUAUCGGGCGUUCGUCAAUCCCGAUUUUCUGUAUGUGUCGGUGAAUCUUGCUGCGGAAAAAACAAGUUUGGAUGCUGAACUUAGUUCAUCGUCAGCUUGUGAGAAAAAUGUGAUGAUAUCUGGAUUCAACGAGCAUUUGUUGAGAUUUGCGGCUGAGAGAAGUGGAAUUAAACGGAUCGAGCACGUGGACAAAAUUGACAGAAGAUUUAACCUACCCGCACGCGUAAAUUCUCGACUCAUGUUGACCAAUUUCCAAAGCAAGGCUCAUUUGAAUGACUCCAGCUCCUUGAACAGAGUUUGGAAAACUGUGCAAGUAUUCAUUUCUUCGCCGUUCCGCGACAUGCACGGGGAGAGAGACUUGCUUGGACGUUACGUUUUCCCUAUAUUGCGAGAAAAAGCGAGGCAAUUGCGAAUUAAUCUUGUGGAAGUUGACCUGCGUUGGGGUGUCCCCGAAGAUGAAGAAAAUAGUAUUGAAAAGUCCCUGGAAAUGAGCUUGGAAGCUGUGGCCCACAGCGACAUCUUCAUCGGGAUUUUAGGAGAAAGAUACGGAAGGGUUGUGGAAAACUAUGAGGGAAUAUCGUCGCGUGAGGAAUUUGCAUGGCUCGAACGUGUGCCACCGGGCAAAUCCGUGACGGACCUCGAGAUGGAAUUUGCCGUUUUGGCUGAUGAAACUAGAGAUAAAUUUAAGGAGAAAGCGUUCUUCUUUUUUAGAGAUCCCGACUCUUUGAGCUCCGUGCCGGAAAACAUGAAAAGGGACUUUUUAGCGGAGAGCGAAGAAAGUCGACUGAAAUUAGCUUUGCUCAAGUCACGCAUAAAAGCGAGUGGAGCAGAAGUUUGCGAUGCAUAUCCGGCUUUCUUUGGUGGUUGCGUCGAUGGAAAACCAAUCAUGGCUAACCUGAACGAAUUUGCCGAGCGAGUAGCCGAUCAAGUCUGGCAUUCUGUGACGAAAAUGGCAAAUUCUGAGGAAAUCGAAGAAACUAAAUGUAGCUUUUCGAGGUUCUCGCUCGAAAAGGAAUUCUUUGGAAGACAAGUCGCGCUGAAUGAAGCCAAGAACGCCGUGACGAAAAUCUCAGAGAAAGGUGGACUCUAUUUGAUCACUGGCAAGCAGGGCAUUGGAAAGACUGCGUUUAUGAGAGAAUUGCGCAAUCAACUGAAAAUGCAGUCGACCAAGACGAUCAGCAUCAGCUGCUUCGUGGAUGAAUUGAAUGUUACCGAACAAACAGUCAUCGAUUCCUCGACGAUUAUCAAAAAUCUGUUCGAUUCCAUCACCAACGACAUCUCGUUGAGAGAAUCUUUGGUCAUUGAAGACGGGGACGAAGAAGUCGAUCCUGGAACCUUGCUGAAAACUGAAAGUCGUGAGGAGUAUAUGAAGAACUUUCCAGUUCUUCUGAAGUCGUUAGUUAAAGACAGAGACAAGAGUGCGGUGAUUUUCGUUGAUGGUUUCUCGGAUUCUCAAAUGGCGGAUUUCUGGGAAUGUGUUUCGUUUAGUGGAAUCCCAGAGGGCUUGGCAUUGAUUGUCAGUCAACAGGAGGCAUCGUCGAAUGGUGCAUCGGAUCAUUCGCCGAAACAUCGAGCCACUGACGUGAUAGCUUCGAAAGCAAAGCGUGUUUGGACUCUAGGACCUUUGUUGGUCAACGAAAGGAUGGACAUCGUGAAAAAUUUACUAUCCCGAUACGGAAAAGCGUUAGAUGACUCAUCUUCCGCUCCGAAGUUGAGAAUGCUCGUAUCGAAACGGGACGCGGGAAAUCCGCUCUAUCUCAAGCUCGCUGUUGAAGAGAUCCGUAUUUUCGGCCUGUUUGAGAAGUUGGAUGAGAAGAUUCGGAAGUUGGGUGUUUCGUUGGAGUUGUUAUUUGAAGAAAUCCUUCGACGCUUGGAAUCGGAAUUUGGCAGAGACCUUGUCGAGCGAAUUAUGCAGCUGAUUUUAAUCUCUCGGUCUGGUUUACAAGAACAAGAAAUCAUGGACGUUUUCGCACUGUCGCUGACUUCGGAUUUCGACGUUCGACGAUCAUUUGUCUCCGGCAUUCCUGAAAUUUACGCUCACGCUGAAGGGUUGCUGGGACUUGAUGGGUUCGGAUUGGUCUCGCGUCUUUUACGUUCCGUGAAACAUUGGCUCGUUUCACCUGUUGGUGCUGGAACGGUGUACUUGUUCCCACAUAGGGUUCUCCGUGAUGUGGCCUCUUCUAGGUACCUCGCAGUGGGCAGCAAGGGAUCGACUUUCGUGACGAACUUGCAUGGAAUUCUUGCUAGCUACCAUUCCUGCAAAUGUUGGGAUGAGGAAUCGGACGAUAUUUCAAGUAAAUCCACCCCGAGAGAUUUGAUUUCUUUGCCGUAUCAUUUCUGUCACGCUGGACGUUUUGAAGUCCUUGGAAAUAAAUUUUUGUGCAAUCUGAGGUUCAUCGAGCUGAAAGCAUCACUGGGGCUGGCAGAAACGUUGCUGGAAGAUUUUAAGCUUGUAUCCAAAACUGUGGAUGUGCAUCUCAAAUGUGCCGACAAGGAGGCACAAAAAAGUCAUUCCAUUUUGUUCGAAUCCGCAGACUUCAAGGAGUACCACGCGUUCGUUCGUCGCCAUCUACACAUUCUCGCAAGCACGCCGGCUUUGGUGCUCCAGUGUGCCCUGAAUGAAAGAAAGGAAUCCUUGGUUAGGAAGGAAGCCGAAGAAAGAAUGGCUGUGGAAGAAGGCCGAAUUGCUUUAGUUGAAUGGCAGAAUAGGCCCGAGUUUGCUUCAGAUCCAUGUUUGGCCGUGGUGUCCGGAAUAGUCAACAAGCGUUUGACUGUAUGCUGCGUGUCUACCGACUCGAACAUUCUUGCCGUGGCCGCGGAAGACGCCGUGAUUCGACUCUUCUGUCUGGAAACACGACGUGAAAUGAAAACCUUCGUCGGACACUCGGCCGCGGUGCACAGCUUGUGUUUUUUGGGCGACGAAAAGCUUGUGUCGGGGUCAGAGAAUGGCGAGAUUUGUGUGUGGGACGUGGGUCGUGGGUUGCGUCUUUCAUCAACCAAAGGUCACUUGACGAGGGUAACGGGGAUCGCUGUCAACCCGGACUUGUUCAGCUACGUCUCUGUCGGAUGGGACGGAAAGAUCAAGAUCUGGAACACAGGCGACAAUCGAGAACUUUCCAGCGUCACCCAGCCCAAGCCAGUCACAUGCGUGAGUCACCACCCUACCCGAAACGUGAUCGUCACCGGAGGCUGGGACUCGCUCAUCCGCAUCUGGGACACCGUCAAGUUACAUCGCAUUGCCAUCCUUCGUGGACAUACAGGUUCCGUGCGAUCCAUCGCUUUAUCCGCAGAUGGACUCACGCUUGCUUCGGGCUCUGUCGACGGAACCGUCAGGGUUUGGUCCAGUUCCCUGGGAAUGGAAGUUGGCGUUUUCCCGGCCCUGGGAGCCGGUGCCGUGAAUUCUGUGGCAUUCACGAGAGAUGGAAUGACUGUCGUGAGCGGCGGAGACGACGGCAGGAUUUUUGUUUGGCCCACCAACUCCAGCUCUCUGAAGAAGUGCUAUUCAUUACCACCCUCUGACGAAAUAUCCUGCAUGCACUUGCAAGAAACCACUUUGAACGCGUUGGCCGUGGGCUUCAGAGAUGGUCGGUUGAAGAUGUUCAACUUGUCCAAGCCGGGCAGGAGUUACGUGACUGAGGCCGUUGUGGGACAAACUCGGGUCAUUCAAGUGCUGUGUCUGUUUGGUGGUCGUCUCUGUGCGGCAUUUGCGGAUGGCUCGAAUUUACUCACGUUUUUGCGAGAUGACGGGAAGAUGUUUAAUAAGAAGAUUGGUUCUCCGAACGUGAAUGCGUUGAGCAGUCACGGAUCUCUUGUGCUCGCCGGUUACCAUGACGGAACCGUGUGGAUUUUUGAUGCCAAAAGCAUUCUGGACACUGGAGAAAUCAAAGCCGUGUCCGCAUUAUCACAAGUUACUGGACCAGUGGUUAGCAUUGCUGUAAAUAAGCUCGGGACUUGCUUGGCAUCUGCGUCUGGCGUGAACAGCAGGGUUUGUGUGUGGAAAUCGGCUGAAAUAUUACAACCGGAAAGUGAUUUCGGAGCACCCGUGGAAGUGGGCUACUGGCAUUCUGAUUCUGUAACCUGUGUGGCUUGGGGAUGCGCUUUGGGCAAGGAUUACCUCGUUACAGGUUCUGCGGACGCCACUGUUGCGGUUUAUUCGUCGGAAAAGGCGAAGCUACUCAGUCACAUGCGGAAUGGACACGAGAAUGCCGUGACGAGCGUUCAAGCCGAAGGAAUCUACGUCGUAAGCUGCAGUUCGGACGGAGUCACGAUUUUAUGGGCCAUUACGGGAGCGAAGUUGGCGACUUUCACAACGACGGCGUAUUCCAUUCCUGCUUUCCGAGUGAAUUUCGCGCAAAAAUGCGAAGAGGACAAAACCUUGAGCUGGGCCGACGAAGUGGAAGCGGAAGAGCAAGAGAAGCAGAAUUCUGGUCGAAAAGACCGGAAGCAGAUCCUGGGCGAUUUGGAAAUCGAAGAUGCUCUUCUCGUGGUUGCUGACGCUCGGAAUAUCAACGUUUUGCAGCUAUUUCAGGGUAAAGAAGAAGCAACUUUCGUUGGACAUUCGGGCCCGCUGUCAUCAUUGUCAAGCUUCGGCUCGGGUGGGAAGUUUGUCACGUGUGGAAACGACAAAACCUGUCGCAUUUGGGACACCGCAGCGAUUCGAAAAUCGAAUGAUGAUGUCCAAAAUUCCGAAACGACUGAUUCAGCUCAUGUCUUGAGGUCUCCGCACAAGGCUGCGGUAUCCAUGAUCGUGAUCCUGGAUUCUUUGAGGAUUGCCGUGACGGGUGAUUUGAAUGGGGUUCUGGUCGUUUGGAACAUGAUCAAGGCGAAUGGGAAUUGGGAACCUGUUCAAGUUGAUAAUUCGCAUAAUUUGGCGGUUAGUUGCGCCUGCGAACUCCGAGGUGUGGCGAGCAAGCGUCUGGUGACGGGAUCUCUCGGCGGCGAUCUUUUCGCGUGGAGCGCCGUUAUGCUCCGCGGUCAGGAGAAGGUGUUGAAGAAGGUGGCCGUUCCGUCGUGGCCGAAGGCGUCCGCGGCGGUGCGGGGCGUCGUUUUCGAAUCGGAACGCAAGUUGCUCUUGGUGACAACGUCGAAUCCGCCUCAAGUUGUGUUAUUCACCGUCGAGAAUGCGAUUACUUUGAGGGGAAGAGUCAGCAUCGAAUGCGGCUUGGAUAUUAAUCCGCUCAAAUUGUUUGUGUGCGGUAUUCAAGCCGUCACUCAAGCUGGAACCACCACUGAAAAGGCCCUGAUUUGUGACAGCGCCUGCGUGAGAGAAUUGGAGUGGAAGAAGGGCGUGAUCAAGAAACGAGACGGGAAGAAAGACGUGGUGGAAGCCCACUACAAAAUGAAAUUUGGAGCGACUUACGGUGUGAAGGCGACGAACUGGCUCCCUUGCGUAUUUCUCGCUGGACUCGGUGAUCCAAAUCACGCUCUUAUUGCAUGCACUGAUGGUUGUCUGAGACAGGCCGUGUUGAGAGAUGGUGCAAUGCACGAUCUAGACGGAGCUGAAACCCUCUGGGAUGUGAAAAAGUUGCAUUCGUCACCGAUCAAUGCGAUGCUGCCAGUGAAACUCAGCGAUCCAAAUGACUGUUUCUUGAUUACGACAGCGAAUGAGCAGUGCAUUAAAAUUUGGAAGGGCUGGAACGUCCGUGACAUGCAGCAAGUUGGAAAAUUCGAAUGCGCCUUCAAUUUGUCAUCCGCAAAAAUCCUACGACAGAAUGGGCGAAUGGCGAAUAUCAUAGCGGGCGACACCUGUGGCGAGUUGCAUCGUUUCUCCGUAAGGUUUCCACGCUGUGUACUUGGUGUCGCGGUAAGCAACGUGGUUACACCCUUCGAUCGACGUGGAGAUGAUUUUGAGGACGCAGGCGGGGAAGAAAUUGAAAUUGAGGAGACGCUCGAAAUAGAAACGAGCGAACAGGAGGAAUCCGAAGAAAUGGAGGUUUGUGCUACAGUUGAUGAGCCGGAAGAAGUUGAUAUUUGUCUGGCUUCAUUGUUGGAAUAAAUCGCAUUUAACCCUUCUUGCCAAGAAGUGAUUGCACCUGUGCUAAUUAUGGAGUGACAUUUUUAAUGUUGCAAAUGCUCGCAGCUUUUUCGUCGGAAUAAUUAUUACAGUUGUUGUGCCUUCAUAAUCGUGUAAGGUAAGGUCAACGGUGCAAAAACAGUUACUCAAAUGUAAUCGUGUUGUGAUGAGCACAUGUACUUGAAUUAAGUUAGGUGUGCCGUAUAUUUUGAUUUCGAUGUCAGUUCACUGAUAUGUGGUCUUUACGAAAUGAAGUGCUUUACUACUGA
Molecule: messenger RNA, 8588 nt
Organism: Notodromas monacha
Lineage: Eukaryota; Metazoa; Arthropoda; Ostracoda; Podocopida; Cyprididae
Source: the annotation of a GenBank genome assembly